AUGCUCGAAAAAGGAUCAAUUACUUGGAUGGCUUUUGUAAUUGGCAAAUUAAUUAUUAAAAUUCGUGAUUUAAUUCAGAAUGCCAAAACCAUAGAUAUUAUGGUAAUAUUAGCCGGUUACAUAUUAAUGUUUCUUACUUUCUUAUCUUUAUUCCUUAAUAUGAGAAAAAUUGGUUCUAAAAUUGCUUUAGCAUUAUGUGUUAUAUCUAAUGGUUUCUUUGCAUUCAUGUUGGCUUUAUUAACAAUUAAUUUAUUUGGCGCCUUUGUUAAUCCGAUUUUACUCAGCGAAGCAAUUCCAUUUUUAAUAAUAACAGUGGGAUUUGAAAAACCAUUCGCUUUAACGAAAGCUGUACUCACUUCAUCACCGUCUUCCUCCACUUCAUCAUCUCUAAUUUCAAUCGAAGAAAAGCUAUCUGAUAUAAUUCCAUUCAAUGUUCGUGAUAGUGUAAUAGCUGGUGUAACCAAAGAAGGUCCAAAUAUAGUCAGAGAUUAUUUUGUUGAAAUCGUUGUAUUAUUCUUUGGCGCAAUGUCUGGUGUAUCAGGAUUACAAGAAUUUUGUUUUUUGGCUGCUUUCAUUCUUUUGUAUGAUUGUUUAUUCUUGUUCACUUUUUAUACUGCGAUGUUAACCCUUAAACUUGAGUUGAAAAGGAUCAGAGAAGCCAAAGUAUUAAAAAAAUCUACAGAAAGAGAUGUAAUCACCAGUAGUCCAUCAAGCAUCAGACAAAGCAUUAUUAAAGCAUUCCGUGAUAACACUGUAGAAACUGAAGAAGCCAAAAAGUAUGAUAAUCCAACGAUUGCUAGAGUUAAAUUAUUGAUUAUUGUUGGAUUUGUUAUAAUGCAUGUUUUAAAUUUCUGUACAACUUUACAUUCAAACAAUGAUGUUUCUAUGACACCAAUUAAUACCACCACCACACCAACAUUAUCAUCUUUACCUUUUUCUGAACUUGACUCAUCAUCAUCUCUUCCUCCUUCCGAAUUCGAUCUUAACUCUCCGCCACUUCAAUUACCACUCACUUCAUUACUAAAUCAACAUCAACCUCUUCAAUCUUCAAGCAAUUUAAAUCUACCAUUAUUGGUUCACGUCACCUCACCUUUAACCUUUAAAGUUUUAGAUUCUUCCAACUCUAAAUCCAUUUGGGCCAAUCACUACGGUAGCGGCAUCGAUUCUGAUUAUGAUCACAGUUUCAACGUUAUUAAACUUUUUUAUAAUAGUUUUGAUGCGUUGAUGAAUUUUUGGUCCUUAUUUGUACAAGAUCCUGUAUUAUCCAAAUGGAUUAGCGUAGGUUUGGUGUUUUCACUUGUGUUAAACGUUUACUUGUUAAAUUCACAUAAGCAGCCUAAAAGUGAUGCAAACAAAAAUCAUGAAAAUCAUUGUGAUGAACAUUACGAAGAAGAGAAACUAGAUAGUGAACUGAAAAAUAAAAAUAAAUCAGAUGAAUCAAAAUCAAUAAUAGUAAAUGAUGAAUCAAAAACAUCAACACAUACUACCGUAACAGAUACCACCACAAUAACUACUGAUUCCGCCACAACAAAUAUUCAAUCAAUUGAGGAAUGUGAAACGAUAUUAAAAGAACAAGGUUCAUCAUCAUUAAAAGAUGAAGAAAUACUAUCGUUAUUGAAUGCCGGCAAAAUAUCUUCAUAUUCAUUGGAGAAAAUUUCAGCAGAUAACUUGGAAAGAGCAGUGAAAAUACGUCGAGCUCUUAUCUCCAGAUCAUCAAUAACCAAAACUUUGGAAAAUUCUUUGUUACCAAUAUCAAACUAUGAUUACGGUAAAGUUUUGGGUGCUUGUUGUGAAAAUGUAAUAGGCUAUAUUCCAAUACCUGUUGGUGUAGCUGGUCCAUUGAAUGUUGACAAUGAAUUGAUUCAUAUACCAAUGGCUACAACUGAAGGUUGCCUGGUAGCUUCUACUUCAAGAGGUUGCAAGGCAAUAAAUAUGGGUAGUGGCGUUACAACUGUAUUGACACAUGAUGGUAUGACAAGAGGUCCAUGUGUGGAAUUUCCUAAUAUUGUCCGAGCGAACGAGGCUAAAACCUGGUUGGAAGGUGAGGGUAGUGAGAUUGUCAAGAAAGUAUUUGAUUCAACUUCAAGGUUUGCCCGAUUACAAAAACUCAAAUCCACGCUAUCAGGAAAACUGAUGUUCAUCAGAUUCUCAACCACAACAGGUGAUGCAAUGGGAAUGAAUAUGAUAUCGAAGGGUUGCGAGAAAUCUUUAUCAACAAUGUUGGACUACUUUCCUGAUAUGCAAAUAGUUUCUUUAUCCGGCAAUUAUUGUACUGAUAAAAAACCAGCUGCUAUUAAUUGGAUUGAGGGACGUGGUAAAUCUAUUGUUGCCGAAACAAUCAUACCGGGUGAAAUAGUUAAAAAAGUAUUGAAGACUAGUGUGGAAAAUCUGGUGGAUUUAAACACUUCCAAGAAUUUGAUUGGAUCUGCGAUGGCUGGUAGUAUUGGUGGUUUUAAUGCUCACGCUGCUAAUAUUUUGACUGCCAUCUAUAUCGCGACUGGUCAAGAUCCUGCACAAAAUGUUGAAAGUUCCAAUUGUAUAACAAUGAUGAAAUCAAUUAACAAUGGACAAGACUUACAUUUAACUUGUACUAUGCCUUCGAUAGAAGUUGGCACAUUGGGAGGUGGUACUAUACUAGAAGCACAAAGUUCAAUGUUAGAAAUGCUGGGUGUAAAAGGUGCACAUCCAACUACACCUGGAAAAAAUGCACAAAAAUUAGCAAGAAUUAUAUGUGCAGCUGUUAUGGCUGGUGAAUUGAGUUUAUGCUCUGCAUUGGCAGCAGAAUCUAGUAGUCAUAAGGGUUCACAUAAUCAUAUGGAUUCACAUCAUCACGAAACAACAAAUGAUUCCACUUCAUCUACAACGCCUAUGGUUAACAGAAAUGCAGAACUUCUUGCAUCAGCACUUUCGAUUAUAACCAAUCAAACAGUCGUUUCUCACGACGAAUAUUUAAAAAAUAAAAGUAGCGGCAUUUUAUUUAAAAAUUUAGAUAAUGAUGCUUUACACAAAUCUUCAUUGGUAGGCGGUUUGGUCUCAACUGAUUUGAAUGAUUUAGCCGUAAAACCAGAUUUUAAGAUUGAUAAUCUUAUGGAUGCUGAUGACGAGGAAGACAUUCCUGCUCCUCCAAAUGGAAUGCAAAUUAUUGUUAGAGUUUUAACUGGAAAAAUGAUUUUUGCUGGCAAACAAUUAGAGGACGGACGUACUCUUAGUGAUUAUAACAUCAUGAAAGAUUCUACACUUCAUCUUGUUUUGAGACUAAGAGGAGGAGGAGCCAUCAGUUAUAUUAUUCCAGAGGAUGCUUUAAAUCCUAAGUUUGAUUUUGAUUUUACAUCGGUUCGUGACACUGGGCUUACGUUUAUGCGUGGAAAUUUCCAAUAUAGACGUCCAUGUGGUUGGAAUAGAAUCGCACUUCAAGUGACCAAUAAAUACGAAGAUAAUAAAUGGUUAGGUGGUGUGACACAUAAAUUCAGAUACGCAUCUGAGGCUGACGAAUGGCCUGUCAGUUAUCAUGGAACUGGAACCUUUAAUGGUAAAACCAUGGCACAAGAUGCUUAUGAACAUAGUGCAGGGAAGAAUUUCCCCUAUAGUACAGGAAUUUAUUCUACACCAGAUAUCAAUGUUGCAGUUCGUUAUGCCGAAAAAUUUGUUCAUAAUGGUGCUGAAUAUCGUGUCGUAUUUCAAAAUCGAGUAAAUCCUGCAACCUUAUCGAUUCUUUCUGCUGCCGACACUAAUUGUGGAGAAUUUUGGAUUUCACCUAGAGAUACUGAUGUUAGACCAUAUGGAAUGUGCACAAAAAAGA
This is a messenger RNA of Entrophospora candida, 3799 nucleotides long. NCBI's taxonomy places the organism in Eukaryota, Fungi, Glomeromycota, Glomeromycetes, Entrophosporales, Entrophosporaceae. The record is from the annotation of a GenBank genome assembly.